UCCUUUGCUGAAGCUGGAUGGAGCGCUUGGGAGGCGGAGGAGAAGGAGGGAUGCAAGAGCAGAGGCAGGAGGAGAAGUAGCUGGACUUGGCUCCAGAGGAGACCCCCUCCUGGCUGGAAGAAGGGAGCCUGUCCCCCUCCCGCUGAGCCCAGCCUCGCCUGCCAGCCCCAGGCCAGUUUAAGGCCCCGAUCCGACCAUGGGGAAGCAGAACAGCAAGCUGCGCCCAGAGAUGCUCCAAGAUUUGCGGGAGAACACUGAGUUCUCAGACCUGGAGCUGCAGGAGUGGUACAAGGGCUUCCUCAAGGACUGUCCCACCGGCAUCCUCAAUGUGGAGGAGUUCAAGAAGAUCUACGCCAACUUCUUCCCUUAUGGCGAUGCCUCCAAGUUCGCUGAGCACGUCUUCCGUACCUUCGACACCAACGGCGACGGCACCAUUGACUUCCGAGAGUUCAUCAUCGCCCUGAGCGUCACCUCGCGGGGGAAGCUGGAGCAGAAGCUGAUGUGGGCCUUCAGCAUGUACGACCUCGAUGGGAACGGAUACAUCAGCCGGGAGGAGAUGCUGGAAAUUGUGCAGGCCAUCUACAAAAUGGUCUCGUCGGUGAUGAAGAUGCCCGAGGAUGAGUCGACCCCCGAGAAACGGACGGAAAAAAUCUUCCGACAGAUGGACACCAAUAAUGACGGCAAACUGUCCUUGGAGGAGUUCAUCAAAGGAGCCAAGAGUGACCCGUCCAUCGUGAGGCUGCUGCAGUGUGACCCCAGCAGUGCCUCCCAGUUCUGAGCUCCUUUCGCCCAUGCGGCCAACAACCAGGAGGCAGCAGCCCCCGAGGGGGGACCCCCCCCUUGGCACUACCACCACCACCACCACUACUACCACCAACCACCUCAUGUGGCUCACAGGGCGGUGACCGGCUUCCAGUUAUCCCCCUGUGGGAAAACCGGACAUGUUCCCACUGCCAAGCCAACAGCACUGCCAGCGUACCGAUUUCUUUUGACUCACAGGUCUACUGCCCCAGUUCCCCGUCCCUGAACACUGUAGUUGUGUGUGAAUGCUUACACCGUUGGGGAAGGGUGUGUAGACAGGUUUUGGGGUGGUAGUGGUGGUGGUAGCCCCAAGAUGGCAGACACGUUCCUUCUCAGUAAGCUGCCAAGCAUUCAGGUUUUGCAAAAAUGUCUCCUCCUCACCCGCCAGCCUCUCUGGGGUGUGGUUGCAUGUUGUGCGUGUAUGUGUAUGUGGGUAGCACACUUUUAUGACCGUGGCGACUGCAUGCAUGCUGUAUCUGCAUGUGUCUUUGAACACGAGAGAAAAGUGAGAUAGUCAAUCUCCUAAGAAUCUUGGUCCAAAAAAAAACAUCUUCCUAGGCCACGUUGGAAGGAUUGCAAGAGAGAACCCUUGAAAAAUGUGUGGUUGAAAUGCUGGAAGCCACAAGCAUUGAGGGGGGUGAGGUAGGGUGUGUUUGUGCGCAUGUGUCGGUAUGUGUGAUGGAGAAGACCUUGCUGUGGGCACAGGCUCAGCAUUGGUCCUUCCCCGUUGGCUAGUGGAAUAUAUUCUGUAAAAUAAGCACAAAAAAUGUACAAAUUUGCAUUGUUUAGAGUCAAACGUUCUUGGUAGAGUCAAAUGUUAGUUCUGGUUUGGCCCAGUGGAAUGGACGCUGUCCUGUCUCAUUGAAAACAGGCUGGACUAAAUGGUCUUUGGAUGCAGCAAGAAAGCCAGGAUUGGGGGAUAAAUGGACAGUUGAAUUCAUAGUCUACAACAUGCAGGAGAAGGCUUUGUGGAUUGGAAACAGCCUUUCCUAGGCCUUUAAUGUCUAAGAGAGGACCCACUCCUUUGCAUACAGUCCAACGGUCCUGAUUUUGGCAGGGACAGUCCUGAUCAAUCUUCUGCCAUCCCACCUUUUCAUCUGCUUUUAAAGUGUCCCAGCUUCUCUCUCCUCCUCCUCCUUUUAAUAA
Messenger RNA from Sceloporus undulatus (fence lizard), 1947 nucleotides. Its product is annotated as neuron-specific calcium-binding protein hippocalcin. Bases 197 to 778 code for a protein of 193 amino acids. Gene Ontology annotation, molecular function: calcium ion binding. NCBI's taxonomy places the organism in Eukaryota, Metazoa, Chordata, Lepidosauria, Squamata, Phrynosomatidae. The transcript has 4 exons. The record is from RefSeq and is a predicted model, not a curated record.